Messenger RNA from Brassicogethes aeneus, 1612 nucleotides. NCBI's taxonomy places the organism in Eukaryota, Metazoa, Arthropoda, Insecta, Coleoptera, Nitidulidae. The record is from the annotation of a GenBank genome assembly.
CGCGAAACGCGGCCACACGCCACUACCGCGAGUAAACCAAACCACGUGUGCGACACGAUGAAAAAAAAUCAGUGAAAAUGUGCUAGAUACGGACGAAAAUGGGCACCGAAGUGAAGGAAUCGGUGAAACUGAAGCGGAAAAUCACGUUGCUGAACGGGGUUGCCUUGAUAGUCGGAACCAUAAUAGGAAGCGGGAUUUUCGUGGCGCCGGCCGGCGUCUACUUGGAGACCCGCUCCGUCGGCUUAUCCCUCAUCGUUUGGUGUCUGUCGGGGUUGUUUUCCACGUUAGGAGCGCUCUGCUACGCGGAGUUGGGCACCUCCAUAACGCGCUCCGGGGGCGACUAUGCCUAUAUUUACGUUGCAUUCGGCCCAUUGUGCGCUUUUUUGAGGCUCUGGAUCGCGAUUCUCAUCAUCCGGCCCACCACACAGGCCAUCGUUGCGCUCACUUUCGCAGAAUACGCCGCAAAACCGUUUUUCCACGAAUGCAAACCACCUGGCAGCGCGGUCCGAUUGUUGGCGGCAGUUUGUUUGUGUCUUUUGACUGCAAUCAACUGUUUGAGCGUACGAUGGGCAAUGAGGAUACAAAGCAUCUUCACCGCGGCCAAGUUGUUUGCUCUCAUUACCAUCAUUUUAACGGGGCUGUAUCAGUUAUUAACAGGUCAUACAGAAAACUUCACCAACGCUUUUGAAGGAAAUUAUGAAGUAUCAGCAGUAGCUUUAAGUUUUUACUCUGGGUUGUUCGCUUUUGGAGGAUGGAAUUUUUUAAAUUUCGUUACCGAGGAAUUGCAAGAUCCUUACAAAAAUUUACCAAGAGCCAUUUGGAUCGCCUUACCGCUAGUAACAGCAGUAUACGUUUUAGCAAAUGUAGCAUAUUUUGUUGUACUAACUGCGGUGGAAAUGGAGAGUUCCCCUGCUGUAGCAAUCACAUUUGGGUCCAAAAUGUAUGGAUCUAAACUAGACUGGUUUGUGCCAAUUUUCGUCGCCCUAUCAACGUUUGGCGGCGUAAAUGGCAUUUUAUUUACAAGCGCAAGACUGUUUCUCACUGGAUCUCAAGAAGGCCAUUUGCCUGAAAUAUUUUCGUUUAUACACAUCAAGAAAAACACACCCAUACCCAGCUUACUAUUCACAUGCUUAACAUCACUGGCGAUGCUUUUCAUAAACGACGUGUUCACUUUAAUUAACUACUACGGACAAAUUCUGUGGUUCUCCGUUGGCGCCAGCAUCGCCGGUAUGCUAUGGUUAAGGCACUCCCACCCGGACAUGCCCAGACCAAUCAGAGUCAACACCGCCAUACCGAUUUUGUUUCUGUGCGCGUGCGCAUUCCUCGUUAUAUCGCCCAUACCGAAGGCACCCAUGAAUACUGUCAUCGGUUUAUCUAUCACGCUUUCAGGCAUACCGGUAUAUUAUUUGUGUGUAAAAUGGAGGAACAAGCCGAAAUCGUACAACAGACUAAUGUAUGGGUUGACGAAAUUCCUACAAAGUAUUAUGUAUGUUACAUCGCCCGUUCAGGAGGAAAUGUUAGCACAAUCUUAAUUUGUUAUAACUAUUUAUUUAUUUAUACACCAAUAUUGACCAAUAUAUGUAGGUAUAGUGUAAUAAAAGUAUUAACCAGU